AUAACCCUGUACUUUCUCGAAGACAACACUACUACUUUCGUACAUACCCCGACGAACACACACACGCAGACUUCCUCUGGUCUCCCUUUUCUCUGUACAUAAUUAAAAAACCCAGUAAUAUACAUGUGUGUGCAUAGCUGCUCAAUUGUAUGCUCAUCUUCAAGUGUGAUUUUGAUUUCGCGAGUGUGUGUGUGUCCGUUACGCCACGUAUCUGUUGCUCGCGGCAACAGGGUUUGAUUGCAAGCAACUGCGCGUGAGAAAACUUCCCAAACCGGUAGGCAAGCACGCGCAGCCUCGGCAGGCGCGUGCGGAGGGUCCGUCAAGUUCGCUGACACUAUUCUGUAGUCGCGGUUUCAUGCGGCGCUGCCUUUGAACUCCUUGACACCUGGAGAACAGUGCCGUAGACACUAGCCACCACGACGCUCAGCCCCUCUGCCCUUUCCUAUCUUGUCAACCAUCGCGACUGAGCCACUGCACUAGCACAGGCCUGCAAGUGAUAAGAGUUAUUAGGCUGGCUGCGAUAGAGGGCACUGUUUAAAACAAAGAAACAGAGUUGAACGGAGACCACGCCUGUGUGAUCGGUACAAGAGGGUGAAGUCCUACGCACCGCUUUAGUUGCGCUGGAGACGAAAACCCUCCUUGUGUCAAGGAUGUACAAAGGACAGUCGAUGCUAAUCUAGAGCAUGAAUUGGUCACCCACAGGACUGUGACAACAUCAGUUUCUCAGGCCGUUCCUAACUUUCGUGAUUUAGUAGACAAGUGGGGGAUGGCAAGCUCUGUGUAAAUUUACUUCGCAAAGUGAUUGGUUGAUUCUGUCACACGUCACUAGUGCCAAAAUGUCGAGACAAGACGGUUUUCCCGACGUAACACUUGCAGAGCAGAGACCGCUUAACCCUCCAAAUGCCAACUCCAAUUUCAGCUCCAACUCUAAGGACACCGUUGUGAUUCUUCAGAGGCGCGAACACUUGGGCUACUUCCUGUCAAGAACUAGGACGUACUUACUCGGACUCUGCGCUGUUCUUAUUCUGGCCGUGUCGAUUCUGCUGACGGCGUUUCUCGUCAGAGAAUCGUGCAAGUGCCAUGAAGGACAUGGUCUUCAAAAUAAGGGAAACUUUGAGCCCCAUUCUAAAAACCCGAGCAUGAACCGGACGUCCUCGGUGUUUCUAGAUCCGAGCAAGUUUCCCUGGUCAGGACUUCGUCUGCCACGAAGUAUACUUCCCGCUCACUAUGACCUGAUACUGAAGGUCAACUUGAACACCUCAGAAUUCUCAGGGUCUUGUAACAUCACUGCUCACGUCAACACAUCCACGCGCUAUAUAGUCUUUCAUCGUAGCGACCUUGCCAUAAACGAGUCACAAGUCAAAGUUCGAUCCGACUAUCAUCAUCCCUGGCAUAUCGUCAAGCAGUACAAUGUGACCGAAAACCAGUUCCACGUGCUGGAGCUGAACCGGACACUUCCAGCAGGACUGAAGAUUUACAUCGAGGUUGCGAAAUUUUCAGGGGUCAUCCGUGAUGAUCUCCGGGGUCUCUACCAGAGCUCAUACAAGACUCCAGACGGACAAGUGAAGCACCUAGUCUCCUCCCAGCUGCAAUCCACCGAUGCCAGACGUGUGUUUCCUUGCUUCGAUGAGCCGGAUUUUAAAGCGACUUUCCGGAUUUCCGUCAUACAUCAGAGAGGGUAUGAAGCUUUCAGCAACAUGCCCGUUAAAAACAGCCAAAUCCUAGAUGUUGACUGGGUUCGCAAAGACUUCGAAGUCACUCCCAUUAUGUCUACCUAUAUCUUGGCGUUUGUCGUCGCUGAUUUCAGGGCCCGUAACUACACGUUUGACAAUGGCUAUUCUCUCAGGGUUUGGGCUCGCCCCGAUGCAUACGACCAGACGAAGCACGCCCUCGAAUUCGGUGUGGAAACGUACAAGUUCUUCACAGAUUACUUUGGAAUUCCUGAUACUGUACCCAAGGCAGACCACGUAGCUGUGCCUGACUUUAGUGCCGGGGCCAUGGAAAACUGGGGUCUCGUCAUCUACCGGGAAACUGCCCUCCUCUAUGAUAAGAUGGUGUCGUCCAGCUCCAACAAGUACAUGGUGACGCUGAUUGUCGCUCAUGAGAUUGCACAUACGUGGUUUGGCAACAUGGCGACCAUGCGAUGGUGGGACGACCUCUGGUUAAAUGAAGGGUUCGCCAGCAGCCUUAUGUAUAUUGCCAUGGACCAUGUAUAUCCUGAAUGGAAUGUUUUCGCCAUUCAAGUUGUCGAGGAUAUUUUCCCAGUCAUGGUCAAGGAUGCGCUUAUUACGUCACAUCCUGUGUCAACUGAGAUCAAAGAUCCUGAGGACAUACAACAAUUUUUCGAUAUUAUUUCUUACAAUAAGGGAAUGGCAAUACUGCGCAUGCUCAAAUCUUUUAUCGGGCCAAACUGUUUCCGGAAAGGGCUCCAGAUGUACGUGAGGAGGUACAAGUUCAAGAACGCUGCGAUGGACGAGUUAUGGCAGACUUUUACGGAGGCAGUGAAUGGAACGUUUAAUGUGGAGCGCAUCAUGGGUACGUGGACACGGCAGAUGGGGUAUCCCUUGGUGAUGGUCAAGGACGAAGGCAACUACUACCUCUUGCAGCAGUCACGCUUCCUGCUUCACGACAACAGCUCACUACACAACGACAGUGAGACUCCGUAUGGGUACAAAUGGUACAUUCCAUUUACGUAUGUUACGGAAAACAGUCCAGCGAACGUCAAAAUGACGUGGCUGAACAUGGACUCAGCAAAGAUACCUAAAGACUCCGGAGGGUGGUUACUAGGAAAUUACGAGUACACUGGCUUCUUCAGGGUCUUAUAUGAAAUACCAAUGUGGGAAAAACUUGCAGACCAACUGCUGAGAAACCACAGUAUCUUUCCAGAAGCAAGUCGAGCCGGCCUCAUAGGUGACGCUUUUGCCUUUUCCAGGGCCAACCUUCUCGAUUACGAUGUCACGCUCAACUUGACACGAUACUUGAAAAAUGAGAUGAGUUACGUGCCAUGGCGCGCCUUUCUGGAUGCCAUGGAGUUUCUUCGAGGCAUGCUAGCGGCACAAGAAGCAUACGUUCAUCUUGAGCGAUAUCUGCGUCGACUGGUGGAACCUGUCUUCGACAAGGUGAUAGCGUCAUCACAGGGCUCUUUGUCAGAACAGUACGUCAAGCGCAUCAUACUCUCCAUCGCUUGUGACGUGGGACUGGAGAAGGCUGUCACUUACGCAAAAACCUUUUUCCAGGAAUGGAUGGAGUUUGGAAACAGGCCACCGCCUGACCUUUCGCUGUCCGUGUAUUCGGUGGGAGUGCGUGAAGGGGGUGUAAAGGAAUGGGAUUUCGUUUGGAACAAGACUCAGUCCACAACCGUGGCGUCUGAGCGAGAGAUGAUGAUGGAGGCGCUCGCACAGACGCAAAAGUCAUUUCUUCUUUGGCGCUAUGUCAAGUGGAUAUUUGAUCCCGAGAAGAUAAAGAUGCAGGACGUGCGUGUAGUGAUGGCCUACUUCACUAAGACUCCUCUGGCGCGGAUGGUGUCGUUAGACUUCCUCAUGAGUCACUGGGACGAAAUGAACAGCAAGUUUAGCGAAGACGCUUUCAUGAUGCGCGAGGUCAUUCAGGAGGUGACAACUUAUGUCAAUACGGACUUUCAGCUAAGACAGCUUGAGCGUCUGUUUCACGAGAAACCACUAAAAACGGCAUCCAAGGCAACGGGAAACGCUCUUGCACUGAUCAGAGCGAACAUCGACUGGAUGAAGCGAAAUUAUGAGAAGAUUUCUUAUUGGCUGCAGCACAAUGUGACGUGACAGAGCUGAUUUUUCAUCAGGAAAUUCUGUCAAUUGCACUUGCUCAAUAAUGAAAAGCUUAAUUUUUCACCAUGACAGCAGAUGUCAAACUUUAAUGUUGACACUUUUUUACUUGACAAAGUUUUUCAAGCAGCGUGAUGUUCGUUAUUAAAUCCUUAAACCGGAUCUUGCGACAGUGAUGGUGGAUUACUUUGUUAUUACAACAGAACGUUGAUAUAGAAGACACAGAGGUCAAAAGAAAGUGCUCUUAAUUCAGUCUAUUUCCCACCUUUUCUUUUUCUUUUUUUUUUUUUUUUUUUUUUUUUUCAGAUGACGUUCGUAAUGUCAGAGUCUUGUAGACUUCUCUCGUUCACUUUAUUUUAUCAUGACAUUAUUUCUUCAGACUAGAUUGAUGACUACCUGUGUGUAUCUUUAUGCCUAUUGAUAUAUUUUUGGUUUCUAUUGUUGUGUUUUUUCGGUCGGCAUGUAUACAUACAUGAGAAUAUGUUCUGACUUCCUUCUUUCAAAAUUAUUCCUGAAAAUAAAAACUGGCCAUCAAUCGAUGGCAUCUUUAAAACCAAUAAAAUACAAUUCUUCUCUGCUUUUGUAAUUUCAAACCACAUUGCGCUUAGUCAUAAUCAUGUUUCAAAUUUUACUACGCUUCAUUAGAUUUCUUUCUUUUUUUUUUUUUUUUUUUUUUUUGAGUCGUGUAACCACUCGGUGACCUCAUCAAGUCGGAACAGUGCAACGUUGUACUGUUAAUGCUAGCGAUAGAUAAAUGUAUGUAUUAUUAAUAUAAUAUUCAGAAACUCAGCGUUGUUUUCCUAUAAGCUUUGUGAGAAGCUCUAAUUAGGCCUAAAGAUUUAAUAUGAUAAUAAGACUCGCGAGUACAUAUGUACACAAUGUCGCACUCGCUCAAAACACAUUGUCAGCUCUUGUUUAUUUUAAUUCUACUCAAGCUUCGUUACUUAAGACUUAUACUGCUAAAUAUAUAUCUCUCUCUACUAGUUAAAGAACGAAGUCUGUAUGUCGUCGUUCACCAGCAAUCAAUACACUUUAUUCCAGAAACACGCAAGAAACUUUAUUUGUUAUUAAGAGCAAUGGAAUUACAUAAUUACAUCUAAUAUGAAACUCAUUGACUGUUGUUUGUGUGAAUAUUGAUUUUUAUUGCCAGUUCUUUAUUCUGACUAUUGAAUACAUUUCAUGUACAGUGUUUGUAAAUAUAACAUAUUAUUUACGAAAAUGAAAUGCUAAGCAUGUUGGCUGAUGAAGGAGUGAGGGAUGGUGACUGAAAACGCUGUGUGUAGUCAGUCGGGACCCUUCUGUCAGGUUACUCCUCCUUCCGCUCCCUCCCCAUAACCUUUGAUUCUUAAUCUAUUCUUGAAUCUCAAUUUGCUUGUCUUGGAAUUACAACUUUAUCACAAAAUGCUUUGUUAACAUUUAUAGGAUCAUCAUCAAUCAUCAUCAAUCAUCAAUGUAGUAUUUGCUUAUUUAUAGUCAUUUUGUAGUAUGUUUGACUUCGAGUGUAAGUACAUUUUAAGGUUAUCUAAUUACAUUACUUUGCUUUUUUAUUUACUUAAUUUCACUACUACCAGCUUUUUUAUUUAUUUACUUAAGGACAGCAAUUGGUCUCAAGGAUUUUGAGACGAAAUAAUUUCAAACUUAUUACUUAAAUACCCAUCACUAUCUAAAAGUUGGUUAAAAAAUUAUGAAAUUAUAAUUACCAUGAAUAAUAAAAAAUACGACGCCGUCUUGUCGAUUGCAAUUUGAUUUUCUCCAAAUCACAAAUAAAAAUAUUUUCUGUUUCUGCCUGAUAUGGUUUCGCUAGAUGGGUGUUCUCCAGAAUAAAUGCAGGCACAGAAGAAAUGUUUUAGGGCAUCUUUGUACUCUUGGGCUCCAGUCAGGCAGAACUUUAGGGUUCUCCUCUUGCAAAAAAGAGGCCUGAAUCUUUUUGACAGAGCGCUGGGGGCACAGUAACACAAGAAAUGGCUGCCAACCGCGAGAGCCCUCGAGGGAUGUUGCUGAACGUAUUUUUCGAUUCUCUCUUUCUCUCGAGGAUUGCUGUCCUCUGUCCAUCUGAACUCGACAUGCUUGUACUAAUCAAUGUACUGCAGUUGCAUGCUCGCUGCAGUUCCAGGCUGCUCAGAUUGGAAAAAUCCCCACAAACUAUUAAGCCUCAAGCGUUUAGGAAAGAUCAUAUUAGUCCAACUAGUUCUGUUCCGCAUCUGUGCCUCGCAGUUAAUCAAACUCUGCGCAAACAAUGCAGAAUAUUUGGACUAAUAGAGAUCUUAAAGCGUGGCCAUUAAUUUGGGGUUUUUUCGUUGUUGAAUAUGUU
Molecule: messenger RNA, 6108 nt
Organism: Pomacea canaliculata
Lineage: Eukaryota; Metazoa; Mollusca; Gastropoda; Architaenioglossa; Ampullariidae
Product: glutamyl aminopeptidase-like
Biological process (GO): proteolysis; peptide catabolic process
Cellular component (GO): cytoplasm
Molecular function (GO): metalloaminopeptidase activity; zinc ion binding; peptide binding
Source: RefSeq, a predicted model, not a curated record